GUAUUUGGUUUUAGACUCCCCCCGCUUCUUGCUGAGAAUAGUACAGUCCAUCAGUCCUGCACAGGAAGAGAAUACGGGUCAGGAGGACGACCAAUCAGAGUUUUCUUUCUUUCUUUAAAAAAAUCGUUCAUUCUUCUCUCAUAGGGAGUUAAUAAUCACCGACUUUCACUAAUAAGUAGGUCGCUUGACGUUUUGCCAGUUUGCUGACCACAGCGGUGCUCAGAGAUAAUUUAAAAGAGUUGUGGAAUAAAGACCGGAGCAGCAGGGCGUGUUUACAUCUGCUAACUAUAGCGCGUAUGUAGCUGUCUCACCUCGACAAGAGCUGCUGCUUCACAGAGGAGACAAUCGCCUCCUUCCGGUACACCCAUCCGGCGGUGUCGUCCAUCAUAUAAGUGGCGGCCCGAUGCCUAACACAUCAGAAGGGCAGGGAGCAAACAUCUCCGGUCCGGCGGAUCCGUCAGGACUGCAGAGGCCCGCCGAUGGAGAAGAGGAUCACGGUCUUAUCAGCUCCCUGGCCCGGGACGCUGCGAGAGUGAGGCGGGCUUCGAGUGCGGAGCUCCACCUGCAGUGGACCUGUCCGGUCACUCACUCCCGAGAGAAGUUCUACACGGUCUGCUCCGAUUAUGCCCUCCUCAACCAGGCUGCCUCUGUCUACUGCCCCUCCAGCUCAGCCAGGAAAAAGAAGGACGAUGGUUCUCCUCUUGUGAAGCCCAAGCCCUCUGCUGACCUCAGUUCAGGUCAGACUGGAGGGGCCCAUGUGGGAUCAGAUGGGGACUGUGACAUGGAGGACAUGUCCGCGGGUCACCCCAAGCCUAUUUUGGCCUGGGAGAUUGAUACAGCAGACUUCAAUGCUGUGUUCACCCGGAAGAUAAGAACUAGUAACGGUAAGAAAUGCAGCACCAAGAAGAUGAGGUCAUCAGACAGACCCAGCAGGAAUCUGCAAGAUAUCCCCCCUCAUGCCUCACAGGAGGAGAUCAAACAAAGAAAAGUGCUCGACCUGAGACGAUGGUACUGCAUCAGUCGGCCGCAGUACAAGACGUCUUGUGGAAUCUCCUCUUUGGUGUCUUGCUGGAACUUCUUAUACAGCACUCUGGGUGCAGGGAGUCUUCCACCCAUCUCUCAGGAGGAGGCUCUGCAUAUUCUGGGGUUUCAGCCGCCCUUUGAAGAAAUAAAGUUUGGCCCGUUCACUGGCAACGCCACACUGAUGCGAUGGUUCAGACAAAUCAACGACAAUUUCCGAGUGCGGGGUUGCUCCUAUAUUCUGUACAAACCACACGGGAAACACAAGACGGCCGGUGAAACAGCUGAAGGAGCGCUGAUGAAACUGACACAAGGGCUGAAGGACGAGUCUAUGGCCUACAUUUACCACUGUCAGAACCACUACUUCUGCCCACUGGGCUUUGAAGCCACGCCGCUCAAAGCAGCAAAGGCCUACAGGGGCCCUUUACCUACAAAUGAAAUGGAGUACUGGAUCUUAAUUGGUGAACCUAGUAGAAAACAUCCAGCUAUUCACUGUAAAAAGUGGUUGGAUGUCGUGACUGAUCUCAACACUCAAAAUCCAGAGUACUUGGACAUCCGCCACACAGAGAGGGGAAUUCAACGCCGCAAAACCAAAAAGGUGGGCGGUAACCUCCACUGCAUCAUGGCCUUCCAGAGGGUGAACUGGCAGAAGCUCGGCCCCUGGGCCCUAAAUUUAGAGAACCUGCGAAACGACUUUCACCACUCUGGUUCGGAGCGGGCGCACGGGAGCAUCGCAGAGGACACGGCGGAGCGAACGUCGUCUAAGAGGUUGGCCCACCUGGGACGCUCGCACAGUAUGGGAAGUCAGAAAGACAGCAGCUGGAAAUGUCUGUCCAACUCUACAGAGUACAGACAGAGGAGCUCUCCUGACAGCGACCUCGAGGAAGACGUCACAGACUGAAAAGGUUCCAGGGACACUGGGGGAGGACAUUAUAAAACAUGCUGCUACACAGUGCCCAGGUGGUGCAUUUUAAAGGAUAAGUCUGGUGUUUUUAUGAUUAUCUUUAGAAAUUCCCAUGUAAACACUAAAGCCAACACUUUGCUGGUGAAUGAGCAUUUUCAAGUAAUAACAACUGGUCAGAAAUACACAGAGUUUUUUAAAAUGGCUGUUUGGUGUAAUUUUCUCUGAAAAUUAAAUUAGAAUGAAUUUGGAAUUAAUUUGGGAGAAUUUAACUAUUGAUUAUUUUUAAUUUCCUGCUGUAAAAUGACUAAAUAUCACCAGACUUUUUCCUUAGUAUUUAAAUAUGUAUAUUUUUAAGACUGUCAGAUGUUGAUUCAACUCAUUGUUCUGACCAUUUUACUGCUAUGAAGCAAAUAUUUUAAGUCUGAUGUGUCAGGUUCUUUCCACCGUCCCUCUAUAACAUUUUCCCCUCCCGCUUUUCUCAUUCAUCUGCAGUGUGCACAAAUAUUUCACCAACAGCUACUUAAAAUCAUUCUGUACCAAUGAUAAACAAUAAUUCUAGACUUCUUCUGCAACACACGUUCAUCAUUUUUCCACCUAAAAUCAAGCAGAAUAUCACCAAUAACCAAACGUUUCCUUCUGCACCUCGUUAACGGUUUCCAGCACAAGUUAGACAAAAAGCAACAAGCCUGCAUUGACCAUGAAAUUACUCCUGUUCAUGGUUGUGUUGAAACAUGGUGAAUAGAGAAUAGAAUAAACUAAAUAACUUUGGUAUUAAAAUGCUCACCACUGCAGCAGUAAAUUCUAAAGGAACUGAAAGGCCCUUCAUGCCAGCAUGAUCAGGAACGUUUUAGGGGGUCAGACAAUCUCCCAUCCUCUUUAUCUGUCUACUUCACACUGUAUAAAAAAAGAAUAAU
Melanotaenia boesemani (Boeseman's rainbowfish) is the source of this 2838-nucleotide messenger RNA. Its product is annotated as basic immunoglobulin-like variable motif-containing protein. Gene Ontology annotation, biological process: nucleotide-excision repair. The transcript is spliced from 10 exons. Gene Ontology annotation, cellular component: nucleus. Gene Ontology annotation, molecular function: single-stranded DNA binding; DNA endonuclease activity. Bases 404 to 1921 code for a protein of 505 amino acids. Lineage: Eukaryota; Metazoa; Chordata; Actinopteri; Atheriniformes; Melanotaeniidae. The record is from RefSeq and is a predicted model, not a curated record.